Ogataea haglerorum is the source of this 3561-nucleotide messenger RNA. RefSeq lists its product as uncharacterized. The record is from RefSeq and is a predicted model, not a curated record. NCBI's taxonomy places the organism in Eukaryota, Fungi, Ascomycota, Pichiomycetes, Pichiales, Pichiaceae. Gene Ontology annotation, cellular component: prospore membrane. Gene Ontology annotation, biological process: protein localization to prospore membrane; ascospore-type prospore membrane formation. Bases 1 to 3561 code for a protein of 1186 amino acids. The transcript has a single exon.
AUGAAUGGAAAUACUCAGAGGAAAGAAGGCUCUUCAAUAGAUAUUCCGUGUUACUCUUUUACGGCGUUCAAACUCCGAUAUGGUACCGCCAACAGAUUGAAUAGAACGACAACCAUAAUCUCGCUUGGACCAAUUCCUAGAUCAUGGUUAUUCUAUAAACAAUCUGCCCUGCUAUCAACUUUGCACAAGAUAGGUGAGAAGACUGACGGCUCUUUUGCAAGAUCUACUGAAAUGUUCGACAACGUUGCUCGUAAUUUUGGAUUUAGGUCCAGUCGACAGGCCUCAGGCAGAACCUCCUCUGGUAUGUCCAGUGAUUUCUCCGAUUCAACGCAGUUGAUAGACAAUGCUAGCACCAUGAGUUCAGAUUCAGUGACGAUCCAUGAUCAUCCAGAGGGAAAUUUGACGGUCUCGUCCCGAGAACAGGAGCAAAGGAACAGAAAUCAUGGUGUCAUUCGUCGCCAUCCAGAUGGCACUUCUGGUUCCCUCCUUGGCAGAUCUCGUACCCGGAAACCCAAUAGUCACAGAGAUCCCACCAAAACUCUUGGGUGGUCCAAUGAUGACUUCUUAGCAUUCAAUCAGAAACUUUCUUCCCGUUCCAACCUGGGGAAUGAUGGGGCAAAGAAUGCCACAAACAAUUUGUACUCACACAAGCAUUUAUAUCGUGAUAUCGCGAAAGCGCGUAUCAUGGGUAAAGAAGUUCGAAAUGCAGAAGAUGUUUCCUCCAAUGCCUCUUUCGUUACCGCUAAUGAGUUCAUCUACUCCACACCCCAGGCUAGACAACCACAAGAUUCCAGCUCCCACAGUGGUAUUAAUGACACUUCUCUUGGUUCGUAUGAUACAAUAAUGGCAUCUCAAAGGGAAACUGGUACAGAAAAAGCUGCUGCCCCAACGACAAUGGUGAAGUCCGUGACUUUUUCUACAUCAGCCAAAAAAAACCACUCUCCCAAAAAGAAGAAACUCAUGGAGGUAGAGCUGCUGAAUCCUGAGGAGCAUGUUGGAGUUUUAGAUACAAACGAUCAACAGCAAAGUCACUCCCACUUUAGAGACCUCUAUGAGCAGUUGAAUGAGGAAAUGAUCACCAUUUUUGACAAACUCCAGCAUAGAACUGUCGGUGCUCGCCAUAGAAUCAAUAAUGAAUACUCCAAGAUUGAACAACGGCGAAAGCUGAGAAGAAUGUUUCAAGAAUUUUCUGCCGGCAAUAUAGUUAAGAUGGAGAAGAUGCUUGUUACAGUCAUCAUGAAGGAGACAAGAUAUGAAGCUGAAGGUCCCUCAAGGCUAGUUGAGAAAUGGAAAGAGUAUAUUGUUGUGGCACGCUCUACAGGUAAUCAUGAAUAUCCUAUCGUGCUCCAAUUCUUCAAAAAGCGAAACAUCCGUUUUGUGGACAUAGAAGGGCUUACUCAAUUUGAUGAUGAAGAAUCAGUGUUUGAGGAUGUUUAUCAAAAGAAGUCCGCGAGAACUUCGCGUUCACAUCUGGAAUUUGACGUCCUUUUAUCGAUCUCUGAUACGAGAAUCAGAUUUCGAAACGUCUUGGAUAAAACCAUUUCGAUCUCAAAAGUGAUGAGAAAGCACAGGGAUUUUGAGUACAUCCUUCUUCCUCAAACUCAAUCAUCGGCCACUCGGUGGCUUAGUUUUUUCAACACUGUCUUAAAAAGUCAAUCAAGAGAGGAGCAGAAGACUCUUUUACUCAAGAUUCCAGAUCUUGAUUUGUCGCUGACAAUCAAAAAUUUAUCCAGGCAUUUGCGCCCUGAAGAUUAUUGUAUCAAGGAGGAUAAUUUCAAAAUUGAAAUGCUAGAGAACGGGUAUAGUGUUCCUCGCUCAAAUGCAUUCAAUAAAUUAGUGGAUACAAUAGUUGCUCAGUUGCUGAUCUUGAACGAUAAAGGAUGCCUUCCGCCAAGAGGAAACAAAUUUAUAAGUAAUUUACCCUACAGGAAACAUCUUUUGGCUUUCGCUGCCAAGAAAUACGAUCGUUUGGAAUGGAUGGUUGGUGAGUCGGAGAAGUUACUUCAAGCUACAUGGCUGAUUCUCAGUAAUACGCAUGACAUAGAAUUGAGAGAGUUAAAACACGAACCACUGGCCCUGAUGAAUGAACCCUUGGUGGAACCGAGACCAGUGGAAGGCUUUUUAGUUCUCCUAUCCAACAGGAGGGGAACGCUCAAGUCUUCUUUUGGUCGAAAUUACUUUAAGCUGCACUAUUUUAGCAGCUUUGAUAAUCUUCUCAUGUUUCAAGACUUUCAUACUGCAGUUCCUCCUUUCGAGGAUUCCAUGACUGAUAUAAUGAGCCCUUUGGGGAGAGUUUUAGAUGAGAAAGAACUGACAGAAAAAGUGCAUUCUAGAAACUUAUAUUUUGAGAAAAGUCCAUUUCCUUUAGCUCCUUCUAAUCCUUCUCAUAUAUCUUGGUUGAGGCCUGGUAUCUCAAAAGAAGAAUUUGACAAACGAGACAUGGAUGCCUUAUAUGAGGCAGAAAGACGAGCGUCCAUUAUUGUCAAUUGCAAAGGAACGAUUGACCUGUGCAACGUUUCUGAAAUCAAUUGUAUCCCUACUUCCGAGGUCCCAAAUGUUAUCCGGUUGGCUGGGUCGCUUGCAUGGGGUUAUCAGCAAAGCCGAUUGGAUGACGAGAGUUAUGUUGACUCUGUUUUCGAACUGAUACUAAAGUCUGGCUGUCGAAUCCGGCUUCAGGCUUGUAAUAGAAAAGUUAGAGACCAAUGGGUUUUCAACCUUCUUCAGCUUCGUGAAUAUUGGGUCAAGAAGAAGCAGGAAGAGUUGAAACGUAUCAUCAAUCUACGGGAGAAAAAUAUCAUAGCUACACAUCUUCCGGAUGACAAAUACGAGUCUAUUUUAACUGUUGAUGACAACCCGAACAAAUGGGAGCUUUCCAAAGCGCACACGGAUCCAUAUGUUCAUAAUAUAUCAUCUCUGUCGGUAGAAAAGCCUUUGAUGAUGAGUGGAGUGCUAUACCAAAAAAGAAAGAAGCACAAAAGCUUCAAAACGUUUCUUGUUCUACUAUGUCCAGGAUUUCUUGUGCUUUACGAUAUGUUCAACAGAAGUUUCAAGUCAGGAACUAUCAAGCAAACUGCAUACUAUAAGCACUAUACAACAAUCAGCCUAGGGAACUGUUACGUUUUUUGCGAUUCCACAAAUGACUUGGAUGUUUCGAUUCGCGAUUCCACAUUGAGUGAAGUUUCGCCUGGAAGCCACCAGGUUCCGCGAAUCUACUCAGAUGGAUGGAAAAGCAGCGAGGACGAGCACUGUCGCCGAUUUACGAUAUGGUUUGGAUCAAAAAGAGUCAUGAUGAGAAAAAACAAUUCAAAAAGAGUGAUUUUGAAUGACCAGCACCUUGAUUACUCCUCUGACGAUGAUGAGGAGACAGAGUCCGAAAGCGAUAGAAUGAGUUUGCAUGACCGGGGUAAAAUGCUGAAGACCGUAUCUCGUCUAGGAGUGACCGGUCAUAGUAUGGUAUUUUUGGCUAGAUCGCGGGUUGAACGUGAUCUGUGGGUGACUAAGCUUCUCAACGAGGUUGAGCGCUUCAGAAUUGUUGACGACGAAGAAGUCCAAUUGUCUUAA